AUGGCCGCUAGUGGCCUCGGCCUCUCCACCUCGUUCCUCCCCGGCCAUGACACGCUCCUCCGGCGCCGGCGCCGGCGGCCGACGAGCCCCGCCGCCGCGUCGUUCCGGCCGGUGACAGCGGAGCUCGGAAGCGUCGCGACGGGGCUGGGCCGGCAGCUGGUGGAGGCGGUGGGCGUGGGGCUCCCCUGCACCGUCAUGCAGUGCGGCGACGUCAUCUACCGCAGCACGCUCCCCCAGAACGACGGGCUCACCAUCACGGCCCCCGGCGUCGCGCUCGCGCUCGCCGCCGUGUCCUACCUCUGGGCCACGCCCGGCGUCGCGCCGGGGUUCUUCGACAUGUUCGUCCUCGCCUUCGCCGAGCGCCUCUUCCGCCCUACCUUCCGCAAGGAUGACUUCGUGCUCGGGAAGAAGCUUGGGGAGGGCGCAUUCGGGGUCGUGUAUAAGGCGUCACUGGCGAACCCCGAAGCGGCUAAGAAGCAAGGGAAUGUGGUCGUGAAGAAGGCAACAGAGUAUGGAGCAGUGGAGAUUUGGAUGAAUGAACGUGUCAGGAGGGCAUGUGCCAGUAGUUGUGCGGAUUUUCUUUAUGGCUUUCGCGAGACCAAAGCAAAGGGCAAGGGAGCUGAAGAAUACUGGAUUAUUUGGCGUUUUGAAGGCGAGGAUACACUUUAUGAUCUCAUGCAGAGCAAGGAAUUCCCUUACAAUGUGGAGACAAAAAUUCUUGGCAAUGUCCAGGACUUGCCAAAAGGAAUAGCGAGAGAGAAUAAGAUCAUUCAAACGGUGAUGAGACAACUCUUGUUUGCUCUUGAUGGACUUCAUUCGACAGGCAUUGUUCACAGAGAUAUAAAACCUCAAAAUGUGAUAUUUUCAGAGGGAUCAAGAACCUUCAAAAUUAUUGAUCUUGGAGCAGCAGCUGACUUACGAGUAGGAAUUAACUAUAUUCCUAAAGAGUUCCUUUUGGAUCCAAGGUAUGCUGCACCAGAGCAGUAUAUUAUGAGCACGCAAACCCCAUCUGCUCCUUCUGUUCCUGUUAUGACAACUUUGUCUCCAGUCCUGUGGCAGCUGAAUCUUCCUGAUAGAUUUGACAUAUAUAGCUUGGGGCUCAUAUUCUUACAGAUGGCAUUCCCUUCACUACGAACUGACAGCAGCCUCAUACAAUUUAAUCGCCAACUGAAGAGAUGCGAUUAUGACUUGCAAGCCUGGAGGAAUCUGGUGGAGCCACGAGCGACUGCUGAGCUUCGGAGGGGCUUUGACAUCAUGGAUCUAGACAAUGGUAUCGGAUGGGAACUCCUCACGUCGAUGGUCCGGUACAAAGCACGGCAAAGGACCAGUGCUGAGGGCGCAUUGGCACACCCAUACUUUAACCGUGAAGGGCUCCUUGGCCUCUCGGUCAUGCAAAACGCUCAACUGCAACUGUUCCGGGCAACCCAGAAGGACUACAGUGAAGCCGCUCGGUGGGUUAUUGGCCUCAUGGCAAGGUCAGGAACUGAAGAUGUGGGAGGCUUUACAGAAGCACAGCUUCAAGAGCUUAGGGAAAUAAAACCAAAGAAAGGCAGAGCCCAGCGGAACGUGCUUGCCUCCGUGCUGCGCCUGCAGAAGAAGAUCGUGAAAACGAUCAACGAGAGCAUGGACAAGCUCGCCAGCCAGCGCAAAAGCAUCUGGUGGAGCCGGUGGAUACCCAGGGAGGAGUAG
Molecule: messenger RNA, 1689 nt
Organism: Miscanthus lutarioriparius
Lineage: Eukaryota; Viridiplantae; Streptophyta; Magnoliopsida; Poales; Poaceae
Source: the annotation of a GenBank genome assembly